UGGACUGUGACUCCGGAGGCAACAGCCCGCCCUGUCCUCCCUCUGCUUCUCGGCCAAUAGGAGGCCGAGGGCGAAUCUCAAGGGCAGCGGUGGCGGCGGCGCCGCUGAUGACGACAACGAUGACGGGUUCCCGGCGUCUCCUGGUGGCGGGUUCGAGGCUGGGCAGGAGGAGCUCUUUUCUGGCUGUUCUUGUUCCCAAGCCUGAUUCUUGCUUCUUGCAGUCUCGCAGCUACAUACCUCGGAGGGCUGUUCUGUAUGUACCUGCAGAUGAUGACAGAAAGGUGCAGAAAAUUGCAUCACUCAAAGUGGAUUGUGCAGUGCUAGAUUGCGAAGAUGGUGUUGCUCUAAACAGGAAAGCCAAUGCAAGAGAGAAGAGUGUGAAAGCACUGGAAGAAUUUGAAUUUGGCCAUACUGAAAAGUGUGUUCGGAUCAAUUCAGUGAGCAGUGGUUUGGCUGAAGAAGAUCUGAAAGUCAUUUUGGACUCCAGUGUUCUUCCUACCAGCUUGAUGCUACCAAAAGUUGAAAGUGUAGAAGAAAUCAUCUGGUUUGCAGAAAAAUUUGCAUCACAUUUAAAAGGCCGGACAUGUGUGAAACCUAUGAAUUUUAUUCCUUUUGUGGAAACAGCAAUGGGGUUGCUGAAUUUUAAGGCUGUUUGUGAAGAAACUCUGAGGAAGGGACCCCAGAUUGGUCUUCAUUUGGAUGCAGUCGUCUUUGGAGGUGAAGAUUUUCGGGCCAGCAUAGGCUCCACGAGUAGCAAAGAAACCCUUGAUAUUCUUUAUGCCAGACAGAAAAUUGUCGUCACAGCCAAGGCUUUUGGCAUGCAGGCCAUCGACCUUGUAUAUAUCGACUUUCAAGAUGAAGAGGGACUCCGUAAGCAGUCAAGAGAGGGAGCCUUAAUGGGCUUCACUGGUAAGCAGGUGAUUCACCCUAAUCAAGUUGCCGUUGUCCAGGAAGAGUUUUCGCCGAGCUCUGAAAAAAUGAAGUGGGCACAAGAACUGAUUAUGGCUUUUGAGGAACAUCAGCGCGUGGGCAAGGGCGCCUUCACUUUCCGUGGCAGCAUGAUAGACAUGCCAUUACUGAAGCAGGCCCAGAACAUUGUUACGCUUGCCACAGCCAUCAAGGAAAAAUGAUCUGCCAAAUGAACCUUCCCCCAGGGGGUUCCAGGAGCUGUUUAAAGGAGGAUUAUAUAAUACUCAAAGAAUGAAAAAUGCAUCCGUUCACCCUUCAGCAGAAGUCUGUUUACACGUCCUAUUGCUUCCCAUAUAUUUUUCUCACUGUGGACUCUAGCCAUUUUGUGUAACCAGCUUUUGUUAGGGCAAAGAUGAAAGCAAAAUUGAUUCAUUUGUGGAGAAAGGGGCCCCAUUAAAAACAAUAAACAACAUGGGCAAACUGAUUCAGAUUAAUAUAUGCCUUUGCGAACUUUACUCAGAAGAGAACAAAGGGACACUUAUACUGAGUCAUACCUACAACUGCAUUGCCAACUCUGACUGGCAGCAUCUCCCUAGGUAAGAUAAUUUCCUAGCCUUCCUAGGUCUCACUAGUUUGUUUUGGUGGUCUUCCAUCCAAAUAUUCACCUGCUUAGUUUCAAACCAAGGUCACAUUGGGCCUAUUCCAAAAGGAGUGCCAGGCUCUUAUAUCUUUUGUUUGUGUAGAAGACAGACUCAUAGCUGAUAGAGUUUUUCACUCAAGGGAGAGCAAAGAUUAUCCCAUUGCCUCCACUAUGCAAUGGUGAAAGAUACUGCAUUUUCAAUCUGGUCUAAUCAGAAGCAACAAGAGUUGCUAUCUGUAGGGACCCAUAGGCUCACAUAGACUAGCUUUGAAUCCAUGGAAAUUCGUCCCUCAGCUGUCACCCUGAUAGUUUCAAAAAAAGAUAGAAAGGGGAAAUUCUACCUAAUGUGUCUUCAACUAUCUCCACAGUGUGCAGACACGAACAGGCAGUUAUCUUUUGGUAACACUGAUGUGUGGAAUGGCUGUCUCCCCCUGGUUAUGUAGAUUUAAAAUUUUAAAGAUGGCUUAGUUCACCUUCACCAAUGAAUGUGAUUCACCACCUGCCCAUCCACUUGAAGAGUGCAAACUCAAAACCAUUUCAUAUAGAUUGGUUAACCCUUUAAGAAGCCUGCAGCCAACCUUUUGUACUCAUUCUCAGAGUGAAUUAGAUUGAGAACCCAUCUCCAAAGUUAACUUUCCAAGAGAUGGUUAAGGAAGAUGUUUUUCCGUGUCAGUACAGCCGUGACAGAAAGUGCCUCAGCAUUGGAAAGGCAGCAUCACCAGCUCUCCGACAGUUUAGCGCAGUGGUUCUCAACCUGGGGUCCCCCAGAUGUUUUGGCCUUCAACUCCCAGAAAUCCUAACAACUGGUAAACUGGUUGGGAUUUCUGGGAGUUGUAGGCCAAAACACCUGGAGACUCCCAGGUUGAGAACCACUGGUUUAGAGGCAUCACUGUACUCAUGAGCAUGCAUAGAAGCAAUUUAAAGGAAACACUUGUAGUCUGAACUUAAACAACCAAUUUUCUCUCAGUUUUUCCUGAACUUCUUUUAUGUUCACUACUCAGAGUAAUGGAAUUCCAGAGGCUCAGCCGUUGAUAGAUUCCUUAUUACUGCUUUCAUGGAACUAUAUUUUGUUACCAUUUCCAAACUGAACUGUUAUAUGAAAUUAUCCAGAUAACCAUAUUCCAAUAUUACUAAGCUACACUAAAAUCGACUUUGGGGAUAGGUUGCCCUGUUAUUCCAUUGAAUGUUAUUGAUGAGGACUAAUUCUAAAAUGUAUAGAACACUCUAUGAGUAGACUACUAUUGACGGAAAUAACUUAAUAUGGGUUAAACCAGAGAAGCACUAUAUGCUCUUGUGUAGGUACUGAAAAAUAUUAAUGUAAAAACUGCCUUAUCAUGUUGCUGUCCAUAACCUGCAGAGUAGCUGUAUGGGAUACUUGUCACUGGUCUGAACUCAGGGAGGGUGUCUAGUUCAGUAAUAGACUAUUAGGCAAAGUGAGAGCAUCAACUAAGGUGGUAAAUAUUGGGAUUCAUUGGAAAAGAACAGCAGGCGUGCCCUGUGUUCUAAAUGGGCUAUGCAGGGCACCCUUAGAUAACAUUUAAGGUGGGUAGAAGAUGGUGUCCUAUCAACAGUGUUGAACAGAUGCAACUGUUGAUCCUGUUAGGUUUUGCACAUGGAAUAAGAGGAGACACCUUCUUCUCUUCAGUCAACAAAAUGGCCUGGAUUGGCUCAAAUAGCAAAGCUUGUGCUUUACAUGCAGAUGGUACCAAAUUCAGAUCCUUGGCAUCUCCAGACAGGGCUAGAAGAGAUCCGUGAAUGAAAUGUAGGAAGAGCUGCUAUCACACCAUAGGAGAUAAUACUGAUUGCAUUACAUACAAGACAGUAGAGGCUCUGUAGACAGUUGAACCUAUUCAUGAUACAGUACUUCCCUUUUGUAACAAGGGCUGCCUGGCUGGAUUGAGCCAAGAGCUGAAUGCCAACCCAAGCAUUGGUACCAUCAGAAGUCCUGGCAUUCAUCAUGAGAGUCCUCAUAUGGAGCACUUCAAGAGAAUUCCCAAAUGCUGAGCAGUUAUGUUGAAUCCAUAAGAAAGAACUAGUUUUAGUAGUUCUCUCCACUGGGAGAUGAAGUUUAAAAUGCUGUGCAUUAUAGCAUCCAUAGUUUUCAAACUAUCUGUCUCCCUGUCUCCCAGAGAGGCUUGCGGGAGAUGAUGUCUUCACCCAAAAGUAUCCCAUGUACUAUCCAAAGUGCAAGCAUUUCUUGACAUAGAAUUGAAACUUGAUUUGUCUGUUACUAUCCAUUGGAGCCCCAGGUGGCAUAGCGUGUUAACAUUGAACUGCUGAAUUUGCGGACCAAAAGGUCGUAGGUUCGAAUUCGGAGAUCGGAGUGAGCAUCCGCUGUUAGCCCCAGCUUCUGCCAUCCUAGCAGUUCAAAAACAUGCAAAUGUGAGUAGAUCAAUAGGUACCGUUCUGGCAGGAAAGUAAUGGCGCUCCAUGCAGUCAUGCCAGCCACAUGACCUUGGAGAUGUCUAUGGACAAUGCCGGCUUUGCAGCUUAGAAAUGGAAAUGAGCACCAACCCCCAGAGUUGGACUCGAAUGGACUUAAUGUCAGGGGAAAACCUUUACCUUUACCUAUCCAUUGGUCAACUUGUCUUCAGGGCAUUUGCCUUGUAAAAAGUAUAUGGGCUUCUGACAUUUUAGCAUUGUUUUCACUGUCUAUAUUUAUGUUCGUGGUGAGAGACAGUGAAAACAAUAAGGCUGGGCAAAGCACAGUGCUUAAAGGGCAUAGCCACAUACCUUUUACAAGCAUGCUGGCCAAUUGAUACUAAUGGGUGAUUUAAAUGUGCCAAGAGUGAACUGAGCUUCAUAGGUAAAGCUUGUAAUGACUGUGUGCCUUCACACUAUUUCUGCCUUAUGACGAUCCUAAAGUGACCCUAUAAUGGAGAUCUUUCUUGACAUGAUUUGUUCUGAGGGGUUGCCUUCCUCUGAGGUUGUGAGAGUGUGACUGUCUGAAUUGCAUUCAGUGGGUUUCCAUGGCCAAGCAGGGAUUUGAAUACUAGUCUCCAGGGUUCAAAACACCCAACUACUGCUUAUCUCAAAGUAAAUUCCAGUCAAUAGAGUCCUGUUCAGACCAGAAGAUCUCACAGAUAUUAAUAGCUCUGCUCUUAAGUAUGAUCAAAUGUUGAUCCAACUCAAUGAGUUAACAAGAUUAGGAUACAGCAGUGCAGAAUAAGUGAGUAUAUCACUUCCUGAAGUGGAUCUACUUCAGGACUUGAAUCAGGUGAAGACUGAAUUCCAGAUAGGCAAAUUCAGUCAAGAAAGCAAGGGUCCUGCAUCUGCAAUUUCUGAGCUGAACUGUUGAGGAAUAGGGUAAUUUGAAGGUCUCUCAUUCGUUGGAUUACCAUAAACCAAAGUCAGUUUAAUGGCAGUUAACAAUAAUAAACUUCUAUAUAAUCUCUCUCACCAUGACACUUUGCUGUCUGAAGCAGAGCAACAAAUGUGCAAGGGAUUAGAACAAGGUAGGCCCUUGAGGUAGGAGUUCCUACAAGCAUUUCUGCCCCUUUGGAAGCAAAAAAAAAUUUCACAAAUCAAAUUACUACUCCUUUGCUUUUUCCUAUCAUGGUGUCUAAAAUCUGCUACUAUAAUCAUUCUACGUUGUUGUGCAGACGUGCUUAACUUUGGGCCUAAGGAAAACAUGCAUUUUUUUCUUCCAUUACUGUAUGGUUUAUAAUUUUAAUGUUUUUUAAAAAAUGCUAUUUUCAAGUAUUCUUUGUAAAAAAAAAUGACAUAGAAUGGAUUAUGUAAUAGAAAACAAUUUCCACUGCAAUAAAAUAAUACACAUGC
Messenger RNA from Anolis carolinensis (green anole), 5329 nucleotides. RefSeq names its product citramalyl-CoA lyase (gene clybl). The transcript is spliced from 8 exons. The record is from RefSeq and is a predicted model, not a curated record. NCBI's taxonomy places the organism in Eukaryota, Metazoa, Chordata, Lepidosauria, Squamata, Anolidae. Gene Ontology annotation, molecular function: (S)-citramalyl-CoA lyase activity. The coding region runs from base 108 to 1130 and encodes 340 amino acids. Gene Ontology annotation, biological process: regulation of cobalamin catabolic process.